AUGAUCCAACUCGUUCAUAUCUCGCUCAUCUUCGUCUUGCUCGGACUUGUUUCCGGAAGUACAACAUCAGACUUUAAUAAAUGGCGGCACGGAAGGGUCAAAGUCGACGGUAUCGGCCUCCAUUUUCGAUAUGCUGGAAGUGGUCCGCCUCUCGUCCUAAUCCACGGCAAUCCGCAGCAUAGCUUGACGUGGCGCUUGCUGGGGCCGCUCCUCGCAGAUAAUUACACAGUCAUCACCCCAGACAAUCGCGGUAUGGGCGACAGUCUGCUGGCCCUUGAUAACGACUACUCAGCCGAAGCUAUCGCGCGGGACGUAAAAGGCAUACUCGACUACCUCCAAAUCAACUCUACUUAUGUCUUUGCGCACGACAAGGGCUGUGGUCCCGCGGUCGCGCUCGCCGCUCAAAAUCCCGGCCUCGUUAGGGGGAUAGGACUUGGAGAAUAUACCCUGCCUGGAUUUGGUUACGAGCAUAUUUGGUCACCAACUUAUGAGUGGAACAUCAAUUCGAACUGGCAACUAGCGAUGUUUACCAUUCCCGAGCUAGCAACUACAUUCCUUACCGGCCGUGAAAAGGAACUGCUCACAUGGUAUUUCUUCCAUGCCUCAUAUGCGGGGGCAAACGUGAUUCCCGAAGAUGUUCUCAACCAAUAUGUCACGAGCAUCAGAAAACCUGGUUUCUUGAGAGCGAUGCUUAGUCCCUUCGCAGCCUAUACAGUCAAGGCAGACGUAGCGUUCUUCAACAAAACUCUACGAGGAAAACCUCUUGAUAUUCCAGCACUUGUGUUGGGUGGCGAGGCCAGCAUUGCACCCGUCGGACUUUUACGAACGCUAUGGGGACCAGUUUUGACAAAUGCUGUUUAUGAUAUCAUUCCAAAAGCGGGGCAUUGGUUUGCCGAUGAGAAUCCUGGAUGGGUGGCUGGCAAGAUUAAAUUUUUUUUGGAAGGGCUCAGACAGAACGUGCAUGUUCCAGCCGUGGACUUGAAGUGGAUGGAUAACUCCAUAAACCCUAGCUUAGGCUUGUAA
Fusarium oxysporum Fo47 is the source of this 1023-nucleotide messenger RNA. Its product is annotated as putative hydrolase. The transcript is spliced from 2 exons. The record is from RefSeq and is a predicted model, not a curated record. Bases 1 to 1023 code for a protein of 340 amino acids. Lineage: Eukaryota; Fungi; Ascomycota; Sordariomycetes; Hypocreales; Nectriaceae.